Anarrhichthys ocellatus (wolf-eel) is the source of this 1463-nucleotide messenger RNA. RefSeq names its product cytochrome b reductase 1 (gene cybrd1). Lineage: Eukaryota; Metazoa; Chordata; Actinopteri; Perciformes; Anarhichadidae. Gene Ontology annotation, molecular function: oxidoreductase activity. Gene Ontology annotation, cellular component: lysosomal membrane. The transcript has 4 exons. The record is from RefSeq and is a predicted model, not a curated record. The coding region runs from base 246 to 1082 and encodes 278 amino acids.
UGCAAUAACUUGUAUAGUUAAGAUGAAUCACCAAAUAAUGACAGCGCUUCAGGGUUUUGUUUGUUUUGCAUUUAACUGCUCAGAGGCUGUUCAGUAACUUCUAUAAUCUUCAAGGCUACAAAACCUGUUUCCUCCAAACAUUUGCUCAGCUGUCCGGGUCACGUGGCCGAGGUCCCUCCUCAACAGGCAACACUUGAAGUUGUUGUCAAGUCGAGCUGCUCCGCUGCUGCUGCUGCUCAACACUGAUGGCGAUGGAGAACUUCAGACAGUUCGCGGUCGCUCUGUCCGCCGCCUUCGCCUUCGGGAUCGUCUCCAUAGUAUUCGUAGGAAUAUGGGUUAAUCACUACAGAGAAGGUUUAGCCUGGGAUGGAGGACCGGCGGAGUUCAACUGGCAUCCGGUCUUGAUAGUCAGCGGAUUCAUUUUCCUGCAGGGGUUAGCCAUCGUGGUGUACAGGCUCCCCUGGACCUGGCAGUACAGCAAACUGACGAUGAAGUUCAUCCACGCAGGCUUGCACUUACUGGCCUUCAUCUUUGCUGUCAUAGCUAUGGUGGCUGUUUUUGACUUCCACAAUGCUGCCAAAAUCCCCAACAUGUACAGUUUGCACAGCUGGCUGGGCCUGACAGCUUUGAUACUCUUCUGUCUGCAGCUUGUUCUUGGAGUUGGCAUGUACUUGAUACCAUUUACACCUGCAUCCUGGAGAGCAGCGUUUAUGCCCCUCCAUGUCUACUCUGGUCUUUUGCUCUUUGGCAGUGUAAUCGCUGUAGCACUCAUGGGCAUCACAGAGAAACUCAUUUUUAGCCUGAGCAACCCGAAGUACAAGGACUCUCCCCCAGAGGCAAUUUUCGUGAAUGUUCUGGGAAUCCUCCUAGUGGUUUUUGGAGCUCUUAUCUUCUGGAUUGCCACUCGAAGAUCUUGGAAACGCCCCAGUGAGCAGAACUUGCAUACUCUGCAUACCAAUGGGGGAAGUGAUGAAAGCGGCAAAGUUGGUCCAGCCUUGUCUGAGCUAUCUGAUGGAGCUGACGCUGAGCCCUGUGGGGAAGUCAGGAGGAGGAGUUACAGAUUAGAUGAUCAGGAUAACUGAUUACAACAUAACUGACUCGGAGUCGGUACUGUUUCCAGUGUUGAAUGUAUAUAUACACCCAGUCUACAUUGGUUAGAGGAGGUCAAAAUUAAGAAAUCUAUAUAUGCUGAUCAUUCUAUAUAUAACUUUCUCUUGUGCUCCUGGAAGUAUGCAUUUCAUUUCGUUUGUAUUAGUUUUCUAUAACAUUUAUUGUAAUCGCAUGCAGAUAAUGCUGAGUUACUUUAUAACAAGAUUCACGUGAUUGUGGAAGACUCUUUAUUGACAUACACUGUGCAAAUACAUCUUUCUAUACUCUUAAUUCCUUUUGUAUUGUCGUAUCUGUUUUGUUUUUUUAAUUUGUACAGAACCUACACUAUACAAUAAAUAAUUGCAACUUCUAAA